Messenger RNA from Nymphalis io (European peacock), 1788 nucleotides. It is a transcript of the gene endos, whose product is annotated as alpha-endosulfine. The transcript is spliced from 4 exons. Gene Ontology annotation, molecular function: protein phosphatase inhibitor activity. Gene Ontology annotation, cellular component: cytoplasm. Lineage: Eukaryota; Metazoa; Arthropoda; Insecta; Lepidoptera; Nymphalidae. The coding region runs from base 172 to 519 and encodes 115 amino acids. The record is from RefSeq and is a predicted model, not a curated record.
CCAUUUUAAUUAAACAAACUUAACAGAAAAAAUUGCAAUCUUUCAAUACAUAAAACGUUACUUGGUCGUAGAUUAUACAUUUUUUUAGUCAACGUCUGUUUAAAAUUAAAAUCACAAAUUAAUAUUGCUUCAAACGUUUAAACUUUCGAAAAAAAAACUUCAGAUCUUACAAUGAGUGACUCUCCAGACCAGAACGAUCCUCCUAAAGAUCCAAUGGAGUUAGAAAAAUUGGAAGAAGCAAAACUCAAAGCUAAGUUUCCAAAUGCUAUGCUUGGCCGAGGUCCCGGAGGACAUUCAGCAUUUCUACAGAAAAGGCUAGCUAAAGGACAAAAGUUCUUUGAUUCUGGAGAUUACCAAAUGGCGAAACAACGGCCAGGUAAUCUGUCAGCACCAUUCAAAGCACCAGCCGCUCCCGCUAAACUGCCUACAGGUGAUGCGAUCCCGACUCCCGACACCGUCCCUCUGCGAAAGACUUCAAUCAUACAACCGAAGUUCCAGGCGCCGAGCCAGACUUCCUAGCCUUGCCACCGCCCAUAGGCGAUAAGCCAUAAUAGAGGCCUCGUAAAACAGCGCAGAACGAAAGUACCAUUAUCUUUUUAAGUUUGCAUUCCAGUACUAUUUUAUCAUCAUGCAAUAUAAGGCCAUGCUGUUUUACAAGGCCUUACUUUAGUUUUCAUUUGCUUGUGCAUUGCACCAUGCCGUAGCUUAUAUUUUGUGUAUGUUUUAUGAAUAUUUUGUGUUCAGGAGUAAAUUUUUAGUCUUAGUGUUCCUUCAUAAAUAAACAGCACUGAUUUGAAUGCCAUUCAUAAUAUCUUAUCCAUCGUUUUUAAAUAAUAACUAUACUUUUUUAAGAAAAAAAAAUGUUAUAUUUAUGUAAAACUAUUAGGUAUGAAUGAGAGUGAUUGUGCAUUGCUUGUCAUCACAUCUGCUCCUCCAGUUUUCAUAACCUUGUUUAUGAUUUGCAAAAGCAAAUUUAUUGUUUAAGCAAAUAGUUGGUAAUUUGCCUAUCUUACUUUCUAAUAUAAAAAUAUAAAUAUUAUGAUUGAAUUAUCAAUAAAGAAAUGUUAAUUCUUAUAGCAUUAAAACAUAUAGGCAUCAAUGUUGCCUAAAACAAAUGGUCAACCAUUUCAAUUAAUGCAACAUUGUAAACAUACUGAUAAACAGAAAAACAUGUGUAAUCUGUUCCUUAGCUAGUGAGAUAGACAAAUAAAAUUAUAUUAUUAACAGCUUUCAGCUAAGCCUUAUUAAGGUUUAUGUAAUUGUUAAAUUAAUAUAUAGCAUCCAUGUAUAAUAAACAACAUCAUAUCAUUUUUUCAUGAAGCAUUGUAUUCAAUUAAUAGUAUAUAAUAUAGUUUAGAAGAACAAGAACAAAAAUUCAGAUAAUAUUCUUAAAAGUGAAACUACUGUAAAUACUGUAUUUUGGAUAUAUAUAAUUAUUGUAGCUUUUUUUUUAAAGAAUUAUUAUCUUGAUCAUGUUACUGUCACUAGCAGUAGUUUAGGGGUUAUUAUACUAACAUUAAAAUAAUUGUUUUAACUUGGUUUAUGUAGAAACAAAAAAAAAUACAAGAUUAUGGAUUGUUAAUUUUAUUCACUAUAUAAAUUACAAACAACAACAAAAAUGAUGUCUAUGUACAUUAGCAUGUAUCUUUUAAAUUUCUUGCACAUUCAUUGAUAUACUGUACAAACUACAAACCAUGAGUUGUUUGACAUUAGUGUAUAAAACUGAAAGGGAAUGUUGAUAGAUAGUCAUAGUUGUGCAAAUAUAAUAAAACUUGGUUAUAAAACUAA